AUGGCAUCAAAGCCAACCUCUCUUCUAGCAUCAGAACGGAAAACGACCUUCCAUCUGACAUUCUACGCACGCUUGAUAAAGGGAACAGUCAUGCGUAACGUCAGCCGAGAAAAGCCAAGAAAUCAAAGUUCAAAAGCAAUCGUGUCAAAUUCGAACGACCCAAAGAACAAAGAACCUCAGAAAGGUCAACCCAUACAGGAAUACCUUCGGAAAUAG
Molecule: messenger RNA, 216 nt
Organism: Letharia columbiana
Lineage: Eukaryota; Fungi; Ascomycota; Lecanoromycetes; Lecanorales; Parmeliaceae
Exons: 1
Coding region: 1-216 (71 amino acids)
Source: RefSeq, a predicted model, not a curated record